AUGAGCGGCGACCAGGACGCAGCGGCCCUCGCGACGCCCACAACAGUCGCCGAACCCGCGACAAAGACACUGGAGGAGAAAGGGGACACUGCGUUUGACAAGGAGGUGCUGUUGCCUGAAGGACCUGAGGCGAAGAAGAAGCCCGUACUGAAGCGCGAAGCCAGCAGUGAGAAGGUGGCCACCGUCGAGCCGAGUGCGCGGGCUGUAGAGAGCCCUAGCCUGUCAGUAGAAACGGCCGCACCAGCUAUAACUGUCGAGGAAGAGGACACAGAGUCGGAGCCGGAGCAGCAGCCAAAGAAGCGCGUGAAAACGAGUAAAAGGGGACCGAAGACUGGUGGUCGUCGGAAGAAGACGCCACUGUCGGACGUGUCGGACGACGACGACGACGAUGAAGAGCAAAAGGAGGUGGAGCGAAAAGUGGGUGCGCUGAGUGACGAGAUCAAGGGCAGGUUUGGGCAGAUUGCCUGGGCCAAAAUGGGUGGCUACCCGUAUUGGCCUUGUAUUAUCACGGACCCAAGACUGCUUUCAGUGAAGCUACAGGAGACCGCGGUGAAAGCACUGGAGACCAAGUACCUCGUCUUUUUCUACGUGUCGAAGAACUUUGCGCCUGUUUCGUUCAAGUGGAUUGAAGCGUGGGAUGAUACCAAGUUCAAGUACCGAGAAGGGUACCCGGAGAAAGACUCGAAGGCACCCAAGCGACGAGAGAAAUUAAUGGCGGCCAUUGCAGCAGCAGAUAAAGAGACGAAACUGCCGAUCGAAGAUCGAGCGAAUGGGCUAAUGAGACCCGUAGAAAGAGAGAAGCUGGUCGUGACGCCUACGCCGGUCAAACGAAAGCCUGGCCGACCACCUAAGAACAAGACAGCAAUCAAGACUACGCCAAAACAAACACAAAAGAAGCGACAACAGAAGGAUGAUCCAGCAAACGGAAGUGAUGCGAAAAAAGCUUCUGCGAAUAUGGCAGAAGAGGAAGAAGAUGCAGCAGGUCCAGCACUUAGCAAGGAAGAGAUUAAGGCGAAGGUGGCCAGUCGUAAAAUGCCAAAGAUGAAAGAAGCUGAUGGCGCCGCCAGUGGUACUAGGGUAUCUGCCAAGAAGACAGUCAAGACUCCUGCCAAGUACGGAAAGUCGAAUGGCUUUGCUGAAAUCGAUAGUAAGCGGAAGAAGGAAAUUGAGCUUGUGGUCCCCCAUAAGUCCGUAAGAUCAGCCGACAUUCGCGAGAUAAGCGAGGAAGCUGCGAAAAAGAAACCGGGCACUCUGAAGAGCAAGACAAAGCCCGACAAACGCAAGUACAAGGUGGGCGACCUUGGCGUGUUCGCGAGCAAGAUGGCACGGCUACAGGCAAAGGAGUCGGCGCGGAAUAAUGAUGAGCUGGUCGGUAUGAUGCAAGAGCUAUUCAAGGAAACGCUUAUGUAUCGCUCAGACGUGGAGCGAUCGGGUUUAGCUGCUAUAAUUGCGAUAUUGCGCAAGAGCUUGAGCCCCACUGUGGGGCAUACGGCAAGUGCGCUGAGGAAGCAUAUGAUCAACAUCCUGAGCAACAAUACCGACAGCACAACUGUCCUCGGCAAGAGACCUCACGAUGCUACUGAGCAAGGCACGAAGAAGCGAAAGGCUGAAAACGGUAGUCGUGUGAAGGUAGAGGAGCAGCAGCAAAAGCCUGUGGUUGGGUCUUCUCUUUCCACUACAGCGGACGUGGGUGCCCAAGGACCUUCAACAUCGACAAAUGUAAAUAAAGUAGAAGGGACGUUGCCGAAAGGGGAUGCAGUGAAGACGGAGGAAAAAGCGUCUAUCCGGCCCGUUGAAGGUGCUGCUGCGAAGAAUGCACAGUUGGGGGACAUGUCGGAGGGCGCUGAGGAAACUGUUGGAGAUGAUGGCGUAUCAUCUGUGGACAAGCAGAUGACUUCUCCGUCGACGAUGGCAGAUAAACAUGCAGAUAGUGCAGCGAAAGACAACGAAGACAUGUUUGAAGCACCAGAACACACAGACAAGAAUAGGUUGAUCUUCGUGGAAAUGCUGAGCAAAAUCCUCGAUCACGACGGGUCGAGGCGCGCGGACUUGGCGAACGAAAUCGAGGCAGCACUGUUUGAGCGAUUUAAGGAGAGCAACGACGAUUAUUUGACUCAAGCGCGUAUCAUCAUAUUUGGCUUAAAGGAGAAUGCCGCCAUGCGAGACCGGCUCUUCUCGGGAGCUUUGCACUGUUUGGAGUUUGCAUACGCUGACGACGCGUUUUUUUGUAAAACGAUCGAGUGA
Hyaloperonospora brassicae is the source of this 2244-nucleotide messenger RNA. Lineage: Eukaryota; Oomycota; Peronosporomycetes; Peronosporales; Peronosporaceae. The record is from the annotation of a GenBank genome assembly.